CCUUCAACGACGAGAUAAACAGUGAAAAUGGCGUCCGGAAUACCUUAAAAACACCCGAAAUAAUGGACAGAAACAAAACUGGACUUCCAAUAUGAUAGAGAGACUCAGGCGGAAGAGUUCUAGUGCGGGAAAAGGAGAAAGCGAAGCUAGAAAGAAAUGGGGGAAAGCCAUCACGACAGUACGCCGCGGAUCCUCUGCACUCCGCCGGGAGAGUACUGCUGUCGCCGACCCGUUUCUGGAGAGAUUCACCGUCACAGGACGAGCAUCUUUAGAUGACUUCACUGAAUACUACUUCACAGAUCUAUUUACAACAGCAUUCUGGAGGGAUUUGGUCAUCAACCCGGCGAAUCCCUCUUACUACUGGCUCUCCUUACUGGUGACGUCAGCUAUCCUCUACAACUUUAUCUUCGUCAUCCUGAGGGGCGUCUUCUUCGAAAUCAACGGUACCGAUAUGAUGGCCGUGUGGAUGCCAAUCGAUUAUUUUUCUGAUUUUCUGUACAUGCUGGACAUGUUUUUCAUGAGUCGAAUAGGGUUCUUGGAACAAGGUAUACUUGUGAGGGAUGUCAAAAGUUUGUCGAAGAAAUAUCUCCGAUCCAGUUUGUUUGUGCUAGACUUAUUAGCCAUUUUGCCUCUCGAGUUUUUCUACAUAAUAACAGGUUAUAACGCAUUGUUACGACUGAACAGAAUUCUAAAGUUAUGGAGGAUGAGGGAUUUCUUCAGACUGGCUGAAACCCACACCAACUCGCCGAACAUGUUUCGCGUGGCUAACCUCAUUCUAAUGAUCAUUGUUAUCAUUCAUUGGAACGCUUGUUGCUAUUUCGCGAUAAGUCGCUAUUUCGGGUUCGGAACGGAUGAGUGGGUUUUCCCCGAUACCAGCGUCGGAGACCAGGGCACGUUUUUAAAGCAGUAUGUGUACAGUUUCUACUGGUCAGUGUUGACCUUGACCACUAUAGGCGAUACCCCUGUACCCGAAAGGACAGCCUCCUACAUGUAUUGUAUCGCGUGCAGUCUUGCUGGUGUGUUGAUUUUCGCUACCAUUUUCGGAAAUGUUGGUGCCAUGAUCAACGAGAUGAACGCCCAGAGGACGAACUUCCAGCAUAAAGUUGAUGCAGUGAAACGCUACAUGGAAAUCCGAAAAGUCGGCGGUGAGCUACAGGAACGAGUUGUUAAAUGGUUCGACUACACCUGGAACAAUAAACAGUCCGUGGAUGAUAGGCAGGCACUGGAAUUUCUCCCGGAAAAACUCAGAGCUGAAAUAUCUAUACACGUGCAUCUAGAGACACUCCGCAGGGUUGCAAUUUUCAAAGAUUGUGAGCCAGGAUUACUUGUAGAACUGGUACUGAAGCUGCGACUUCAGGUGUUUAGUCCCGGCGACUACAUCUGUCGUAAAGGCGAUAUUGGUAAAGAAAUGUACAUAGUUAAACGUGGCAAAUUGCAAGUUGUUUCGGUUGAUGGAAAAACCGUGUUUGUGACUCUAAGCGAUGGUGCCGUAUUCGGCGAAGUUAGUAUUUUAAACUUAGCCGGAAACAAAACCGGAAAUAGACGAACUGCUGGUGUCAGAAGUAUGGGUUAUUCAGACUUGUUCUGUCUUUCUAAGAACGAUCUUUGGGAAGCUCUCCAAGAGUAUCCCGAAGCUAAGCAAUUGCUAAGUGAACUAGGAAAGCAAAUCCUGAGAAAAGAUAAUCUUCUGGACGAAGAGGCGGCAAGAAGGGAAGAAAGACGUCGUCAAAACCUUGACAAGAAGAUAGAACUUAUUGCUGACUCUCUUGACGAUCUGAAAAUGGAAAUCGGCAACCUCAUUGAGCGGAUUAACAAAAAAACACGAGACAAGGCUAAGACAGAGGAAACGGUUGUCAAAGCGUUUAAAUCAACGGAAAAUGAACAGAACAGAUCUGAUUUGCCACAAAAGGAACAAACAAGCCCCGAGAAAAAGGAAACGAAACCUUCUUCAGCGGGAAAGAAAGAAACGAAACCUUCGUCAGCGGGAAAGAAAGAAACGAAACCUUCUUCAGCGGAGGAGAAAGAAACGGAACAAUGACCAAACAAAAGGAAAGAAACCACUCCGGUUGACAAAAAGUCAAAGUAAAUCUGUAUUUGCAGAAAACAUUUGUUAAUUUUGGUGAAAAUUCUACAAACGACUUCACAUUUCGGAAAAGUAAUAUAUUUGUAAAUAGAGGUUUGGCUGAUAUAGGUGGGUGGGGUGUACUCUGGACCUAAAUAAGAAAUUGUCACUGUCGUGAAUAACAGAUAUCGAAACACACCAUUCCAUAUGUUAAUUAGGUAUUUAUAUUAACGAUCGAUUUAUAAUUAAGUUGUACAGUAGGUGUGACAGGAUAUGUAAAUUAGUUUAUUGUUGUUUACACCUUCUCUUUGCCGCCAUCAUGUAAAUAAUUCCGAACAUGAUUAUAUGCAUUGCUAAAUGUUAUGUUUAAGUUAUUUGUAUGAGAAUGUUAAUUGAAAUGUAUGCUGUGCUAAUACAAUGCAAUUAUGUACAACAUGUUGAUAUGUUUAAGUUAUUUGUAUGAAAAAAUGUUAAUUGUAAUGUAUGCUGUGCCGAUACAAUACAACAAAAUACAAUGUUAUAUUAUCUUAUACCGUUGCAUUAAUCUCAUUCCACGCAGUU
This is a messenger RNA of Pecten maximus, 2623 nucleotides long. RefSeq names its product cyclic nucleotide-gated channel rod photoreceptor subunit alpha-like. Gene Ontology annotation, biological process: monoatomic cation transmembrane transport. NCBI's taxonomy places the organism in Eukaryota, Metazoa, Mollusca, Bivalvia, Pectinida, Pectinidae. The coding region runs from base 92 to 2038 and encodes 648 amino acids. The record is from RefSeq and is a predicted model, not a curated record. The transcript is spliced from 5 exons. Gene Ontology annotation, molecular function: intracellularly cGMP-activated cation channel activity; intracellularly cAMP-activated cation channel activity; protein-containing complex binding. Gene Ontology annotation, cellular component: intracellular cyclic nucleotide activated cation channel complex; plasma membrane.